CGUACACCGUACGCAUGAACAUCAUGCGAUAUGCAACUGUGUUAUUGUAUUUUAUUGCGCUUCAAAUACAUAAAUUGGAAGCUAAUUUUCCUGAGGAUGUGAUAGAAUGGGUCAGAAAUACAAUUCCAGUAAUUCAGACACCAGUAUACGCAGCAUCAGCUAUGAAUGAAAUGACUUGGCAUUGUGGUUCUAAGACGUAUAAAAUCUCGAUAACAGUAUCGAAAUUUGUUGCUGAGUGGUGGUGUGCGAAAAUCAAGGAUAAGAUAAAUAAAGCAUGCAAGAAGCAUGAUCGAUGUUAUGAGAAACAGAGAGGAAGAACCUAUUGCGAUAGGGUAUUUUGUGAUAGGCUAGAUGAGCUGGAAGACAAAUAUCUCUCAACUCCUAAUUUAUGCCCUACCACGCUCAUGUGCAAAGCCGUUGUAUACUGGGGUGAAAAAGCUUAUGAGGCUUCUCGACAUAAACUGUUUUGAUAAAGCUAUGAAGC
Molecule: messenger RNA, 484 nt
Organism: Cylicocyclus nassatus
Lineage: Eukaryota; Metazoa; Nematoda; Chromadorea; Rhabditida; Strongylidae
Source: the annotation of a GenBank genome assembly